Molecule: messenger RNA, 1362 nt
Organism: Camellia sinensis
Lineage: Eukaryota; Viridiplantae; Streptophyta; Magnoliopsida; Ericales; Theaceae
Molecular function (GO): calcium ion binding
Source: RefSeq, a predicted model, not a curated record
CAUCCAUAUAUAUCUCUCGACUAUAACUACACUUUCCACCACCACUUCUCUCUCUCUCUCUCUCUCCCUCCACCAUGUCUGAUCUUUUUGAACUUUGCUUGGCUCCUCUGCACAAGUAUGCUACCAAAUUUGUUCAACAACUCAAGUCUUUGAGCAAAAUCAAGGGAUGGAAGGAGAGAAGAAAACCCAAGAGGCAGUUCUAUGAUUUCAACAAGUUAGCCUCAUCUUUUGCAGCCAUGGAAGUCUCCAACCAGCUGAAAAAAGUGUUUGAAUUCUAUGACGCAAACGGCGAUGGGAAGAUCUCUCCUUUGGAGCUGAGAGAAGUGCUUUUGAGCUUGGGACAUGAGAAGUCUAUGGCUGCCGAGGAAGCAGAAGGGAUGGUAAAAGAAAUGGAUCGUGAUGGGGACGGGUUGGUGGACAUAGAUGAGUUCAUGAGAGCUGUGAAUACUACUGACAACGCAGCCAGGGGCGUUGGCGAGGAAGAUGAUCUUAUGGGUGCUUUUCUCAUAUUUGAUUUGGAUAAGAAUGGUUUGAUAUCAGCCAAGGAGUUGCAGAGGGUGUUAGUUGGUCUUGGGUAUGAAACUUGUAGACUUAGUGAGUGGGAAAUGAUAAAAGGGGUUGAUAAGGAUGGUGAUGGUUUUGUGGAUUUUCAAGAGUUUAGGUCAAUGAUGAGAGGUUGUGUAGGUUGAGGAUCAUCAAAUAGUGUUUCCUUCUAGGCCAAAUCCUCUGUCCGGAUUCUCUUCUUUUACUUUGUCUUAAACUGCAUUUGUAUGAUAAUUUCUUUGGCAUGAUAGUAGGGUGAGAAGCACCUUGAGGCAAGAAGAUUCUCCCUUUAUCCUAUUGUCCUAAGCCACCUUUAUAUCAUGUGAUAAUUUGGGUAUAGUGUGGUGGGAGGGCCUUGAGAUUGGAAUAUUCUCCCCAUUCCACUGUUCCAAGCUACUUCUCUAUCGUAAGAUCAAUCUCUCUAAGCUAAUAGUGUGGUAAGAGGGGUCUUGAGACGAGAAUCGGAAAAAUUUGGAUGAAUAAUCAUCUCUGCUAUAACAUGGAUCUCUAUGGUCUAAUCGUGCGGUAGCAAAAAUUAUUCAUGUGAUGUGUGACAAUGAAUAAUUGUUCGUGUGAAAAAGAGGAGCAGCGUUAAGACGGGAAAUAGAAGAUUCUGACACGGGAAUUUUUAUUUUAGGGUAGUUUUUGAAGUUGUGGAUUGAAGGGUUUCAUGGAAAUUGAAAGGAAGAAGUGACUGAAGAAGAUGAUUCUCUUCUUGAAUGUCAAUGAAGUAGUCUUUUACCCUUUUCAGUGUAAAGUACUCCUAGUUUGCAUAAAUGAAAUAGGCAAAAUUGUUUUAGUUGCAUGCCCUCAUCAAAA